Owenia fusiformis is the source of this 2980-nucleotide messenger RNA. Lineage: Eukaryota; Metazoa; Annelida; Polychaeta; Sabellida; Oweniidae. The record is from the annotation of a GenBank genome assembly.
CUACGGCCUAUUUUAUUAGAUAAAUUAUCACCUUGAACAACCAUUUUGGAUGGAGACAUGGGAGAGGAUUGUGCCAAAUUGUGUUCUGAUUUUCAACAGUUUGUACAACUACUGAUCAACCAGGAAUUGUUGGAUUAUUGUGCUCAUAUUAUAUACUGUGCAGAGUAAUGAAUAAGAAUUCAAUGUCAUUCACCAACGUCGGUGCAUAAUUGAUUAUAGUUUUCUUGGGGAAAUGUCUAGACCUUGGAUCAUGUUGACCUUGUUUACCAUUGCGCAGUAUGUUACCGCAUUCCAAAUAGUCCGGUUGUUUGCUACACUUUAGUUACAAACGUGCGUUGAAAGAUGUCGCUAUAAGAGUUAAAUAUCACGCAUGCGUAGUUGUCAGUCUCCAAUAGCAACGUUCAAAAUUUCUUGAGCGCAGAUAAUUUUUCACUUUUACAUCAAAAUAUCAAUUUAUAAGUGGACAGAGAACUGAAAACAGACUGUAAUAAUGUCACAGACACCAAUAGAUGUUCCCAAGUUGGAACUAGAGAGUGCUUUCGGAUUUAAUGGGGAAGUUCCACAGGGGCUGAAGGUACACCCAGAUAUGAAACAUCUCAUCUAUCCCCUAGGAGAUAAAAUUGUCAUAGAAAACCUUAGCAAUCACAAGCAAGAUUUCCUACAAGGGCAUACAAACAAUGUCACUUGUGUUGCUGUAUCCAAAAGUGGUCGAUACAUCGCAUCUGGGCAGCAAACUCACAUGGGCUUCAAAGCUGAUGUCAUUGUUUGGGACUAUGAAGAGAAAUGUAUUUAUGCCACAUUUACUCUCCACAAAGUGAAGGUGGAAUGCCUUGCAUUUUCACCCAAUGAUAGGUAUCUGGCAACACUUGGUGGUCAAGAUGAUGGAAGCAUCGUUAUCUGGGAUAUAGCCCGCAGAGAUGCAAUCUGUGGUUCCCCUGCUCAGGUACAGAGUGCCGGGACAACAUAUGUGGUACGCUUUGCCAACAAUGAUGAGAACAUGUUUGUCACAGCUGGAAAUAAUACUAUAAGGAUAUGGAGUCUAGAUGUUACAAACAGAAAGAUCCGUCCAGUAGAAGCAUACACAGGCAAUUGUAAACGUAUAGUCAAGUGCUUAGAAAUAUCUAAAGAUAACAGUGAAGUGUACUGUGGGACAACAACAGGAGAUAUCUUAGCUAUUAGCACCAAGACUCACAAAUGUUUGCGGGUUGGUCCAGAAAAGGGAAAGUUUAGCCAGGGCAUUGUGUGCAUUCAUGCCCUGGAGGCAAAGGAGUCCAAAGAACUCCUAAUUGGAGCUGGGGAUGGAACAGUCUCUAUUGUAAACAGUGAAACAUUCAAGAGAACAAAAAAAACCCAAUCUGUGGCAGGGGCUGUCACUUCAAUUGCACUCAGAGGGAUGGGACACCAAUUCUUUGUAGCCACAAACAAAUGCCAGAUGUACAAGUUUGAAUUCCAUGACUUCACAAGCAGUCUGAUAUGUACAGCAAGCAAUGGAGCUAUUCUUGAUGUAGCAUUCCCAUAUCAAUGUUCUGAACUCUGUGCUACCUGUGCAAAAGAUGAAAUAAAAAUAUGGAAUUUGAACCAAGGAAAAGAACUUCUGCGCAUUGCUGUACCAAAUAUAAUAUGUCGGGCCAUUGACUUCACUCGAGAUGGCACAUGUAUAGUUAGUGCCUGGAUAGAUGGCAAGAUCAGAUUGUUCAAGCCUGAAAGUGGCAAACUCAUGUAUACCAUACCUGAUGCCCAUAAUAAAGGGGUCUCUGCAAUCGCAUGUAUCCAUGAAGAAGGAAGCAAGGAAUUGAAGAUUGUCAGUGGUGGUAGUGAGGGACAGGUGAGAGUAUGGACUGUGCAGAGACGUGGUCAGAUGACUUCUAAGCUGCUGGCUGUAAUGAAGGAGCACACAUCUGAGGUGACAUGUAUCAAGGUGCGGGAGAAUGGGCUACAGUGUGUCACAUCUAGUGCUGAUGGUACCUGCAUCAUAUGGGACUUGACGAAGCAAGUGAGAUCCCAGAUCAUCUUUGCCAGCACUAUGUUCAAGUGUGUCAACUACAGUAAAGAUGAGUGCCAGAUCAUCACCAGUGGCUCUGACCGCAAGAUUGGCUACUGGGAAUCAUAUGAUGGUGCCCAGAUACGAGAACUAGAGGGAUGCAAGUCAGGGGAGAUCAAUGGAAUGGAUAUUUCUCCUGAUGGCAGAUAUAUUGCAUCUGGUGGAGAGGACAAACUUAUAAAGGUAUGGCUGUAUGAUGAGGGAGAGGAAGUGUAUGUUGGUAUUGGACACUGUGGCACAAUACGUCGCCUCAAAAUAUCACCAGAUCAGCGUCGUAUCCUAAGCGUCAGUGACGAUGGUGGAUUAUUUGUAUGGAAAUUUCCCUUCCCCUCUGCAUAUCAAUGAGAGACUUAACCACAAAGUGUUGGUUAUUCAACCAUAUAAAGAUUCCAUUCAUUCAGAUGUAAUACAUAAACAAUGAGGGUGCAUUCACAAUAUAUAUAAUUCAUAACUAGAAUAUAUCCCACUUUUGAAUUACCACAAGUAUAAUUCUAGAUAUACUUUGCUCAAUAUCAGUUAUUUAUUGCAAAGCUUCCUAACAUGGCAUCAUAUUACAUUGUGAAGUUUUGUAAGAGGAUAACAUUGUUAUCAAAUCUAAUGAACAUUUUUGUUUUCAUACUAGAAAUCCCUCAGAAUAACCAUAAUAAAGCAACAGUGGCAUCCUGUUACAGUCUAAAACAUUCCAAUAUCACAUUUGUAAAUAUGUUCACAGUUUUUAGGAGGAAAAUAAUUUGAAUUUUCUACAUUUCAAGGAUAUCACAAUUCUGCUAAAAAGGAUUAGAGAUAUCACUGUUUUGUAUGAAUUUUUUUGUUCAGUGUACCACAGCUUCAUUACAGUUGUUGAUAUAAUAUGAAAUAUCAAUUUGUAAAUAUCAAAUGUAAUUAUGAGAAGUAUACAUGUACAUAUAGUUAUAUGUAAUAUACAUUUAUGAAAGCAAA